AUGACUAACUGUGGUGAUCAGGGGCGAUCAAUUACAGAGCUAGAAAAUGAUUUUCAGACGAAAAUGGGCCUCGCAGAUGAGCUAGAAACUGUGAAUGUGAGCGUCCCGACUUCUCAUAGGAAGAAACGAAGAAGUAAACCCAAGAAGGAUGGUAAAUUAACUGUUGGGCCUCCUAGUUUAGUAGGUCCUGUAAAUAGUUCCCAAGGUGGUGCAGAUAAACCCAACUCUGCAGAAAAGGCUGAAGUGCCCCAGUUGCAAAGUGCUUCCGAGAAAAAGAGAAAACCGAAGAAACGACCAAGUUUAAAGCAAACGGAUCCUCCCACGGUGCCCAUAUGUCAGUUAUAUCCGAACAAAGACUUUCCACUCGGUGAGAUAAUGGAAUAUACGUCAUUGACGGAUGGUCGGACGGCUGCAAACCGAAUGACUUCGCAAGAGCUCCGUUUACAUGAUGAAGCACGUCUUGAGAUCUACCAAGAUCUUCGACAAGCAGCUGAGGUACACAGAACCGUGAGACAGUACAUGCGACCACUUCUGAAGCCCGGUGUUCGUCUUUUUGAUUUUUGUGAGCAAUUAGAAGCCACUAGUCGACAGUUAAUAAACGAAAAUGGUCUUAGAGCUGGUCUGGCUUUCCCAACUGGCGUUUCCCUUAAUAACUGUGCUGCGCACUACUCUCCGAAUGCCGGUGAUAACACGGUCCUUCAAUACGAUGAUGUUUGUAAAGUGGACUUUGGAGUUCAUGUGAACGGUAAUCUCGUAGACUGCGCUUUUACGGUUCACUUUAAUCCACGGUAUGACAGACUCGUGGAAGCUGUCAGGGACGCUACCAACACGGGUAUCAAGGAAGCUGGCAUUGACGUUCGAUUGUGCGAUGUGGGUGAGGCCAUUCAGGAAGUUAUGGAGUCCUAUGAAGUUGAAUUGAAUGGUCAAACCUAUCAGGUAAAAUCUAUUCGGAAUCUCAAUGGUCACUCCGUCGGACCAUAUCAAAUUCACGCUGGAAAGUCCGUGCCUAUUGUUCGAGGUGGUGAACAGACUCGAAUGGAGGAAAACGAGAUCUACGCAAUCGAGACUUUUGGCAGUACUGGCAAGGGUGUGGUGCAUGACGACAUGGAAUGCUCGCACUACAUGAAGGACUUUGAAGUCGGUCAUGUUCCUCUCAGGCAACUACUGGCAACCAUAGAUAAGCACUUCGGAACGCUGGCUUUCUGUCGCCGAUGGUUAGAUCGUCUAGGCGAAACGAAGUACUUGAUGGGACUCAAAAACCUGGUUGAUAUGGGGGUCAUCAAGGCGUAUCCACCGCUCGUCGACACACGAAAUAGUUAUACAGCUCAGUGGGAACACACCGUCAUUUUGCGACCUACUUGUAAAGAGGUUGUAACCCGCGGAGACGACUAUUAA
Echinococcus granulosus is the source of this 1395-nucleotide messenger RNA. RefSeq names its product Methionine aminopeptidase. Lineage: Eukaryota; Metazoa; Platyhelminthes; Cestoda; Cyclophyllidea; Taeniidae. The record is from RefSeq and is a predicted model, not a curated record. Gene Ontology annotation, molecular function: metalloaminopeptidase activity. Gene Ontology annotation, biological process: proteolysis. The transcript has 9 exons. The coding region runs from base 1 to 1395 and encodes 464 amino acids.